Prunus armeniaca (apricot) is the source of this 1638-nucleotide messenger RNA. The record is from the annotation of a GenBank genome assembly. Lineage: Eukaryota; Viridiplantae; Streptophyta; Magnoliopsida; Rosales; Rosaceae.
AUGGAUAAUACCAACUCAGUUUCUACACUUAUAGAUUGUACAACCUCUAAGAUACAACAGCUUCAGAAAGCAUUUGCUGAACUUGAGAGUCACCGGGCUGUAACCCUGAACUUGAAGUGGAAAGAACUUGAAGAACAUUUUCAUGGGCUUGAAAAAUCCUUAAAGAGGCGUUUCCAUGAGCUGGAAAGCCAAGAAAAGGAGUUCGAAAGCAGAACAGUGGAAGCCCAAAAACUGUUAGAAAAGCGGCAAGCAGCUGUUGUGGCCAAGGAACAAGCUUCACUGGAGACUCUUCAAGAGAAGCGAGAUGCUGCCAUAUAUGUUAUUACUACUGCUCGAGAGAAGCAAAGGAAGGUAUCAACUGAGGAGUCUUCUGUUGUCACUGAUGAUGGCCAGGGUGGGCCACCAAGUGUGGAAGAGAAACCACCGGAUGUGAUGGUUUCUGAAAGUAACUUUGAAGAAAUGAAAAGUGCUGAAAAUGGGAGUAUAGAGGUGAUGUCCUAUCCCCAGUUAGUGAAACUAUGUGAACAGAUGGACUCAGAAGGGCUCCACAAAUUUAUAUCAGAUAACCGCAAGAACCUUGCUUCCAUAAGAGAGGAAAUUCCACUUGCAUUAAGAGCUGCAGCCAACCCUGCCCUAUUUGUUUUGGAAUCUUUGGAAGACUUUUACCGCCUGGAAGGGCCCAAUAUGGACGGGAAGAAGGAUUCAAAUCUGUUGGGUGUCCGUCGUACUUGUAUCAUGUUGAUGGAGUGUCUGAGCAUAUUGCUAACAAACCCAGAUUUAGUCUCUGCAUCUGAUGUAAUUACGGAGGAGGUUAAGGAUCUGGCAGAAGCAAUUGCUGAAGAAUGGAAGCCAAAGUUGGAUGCUCUUGACAUGGAUGCUAGCAAUGGGAACUCACUAGAGGCUCAUGCUUUUUUGCAACUUCUUGCUACUUUUGGUAUUGCCUCUGGUUUUGAUGAGGAAGAAUUAUUCAGGCUAAUACCAAUGGUUUCACGUCGUCGCCAAACAGCUGACCUUUGCCGUUCUCUUGGAUUGACUGAGAGAAUGCCAGGUGUUAUUGAAGUGUUGGUGAGUAGUGGACGACAAAUUGAUGCAGUUAACUUGGCUUUUGCAUUCGAAUUGACAGAGCAGUUCUCUCCUGUGCCUUUACUCAAGUCCUACUUGAAAGAGGCUAGAAAAGCUUCACCGGUCAAACCUGGAAAUGCAUCUCCCACAGCACAGAAUGAAGUGAAUGACCGAGAGCUGGCUGCCCUUAAGGCUGUGCUCAAGUCCAUUGAAGAACAUAAGCUUGAGGACCAGUAUCCAGUGGAUCCACUUCAGAAACGGGUUCUUCAGCUGGAAAAGGCCAAGGCAGACAAGAAGAGAGUGGCUGAAGCUGCAAAACCUCAACCCAAGAGACCUCGCGCUAAUGGUGUUGGAUAUGGGCCUCGUGUCACCAAUGUUGUUGCUGACAAGACUUUCUAUCCUAGAGUUGCUGAAAAUAGGUACCCGCAGUACAUGUAUGACAGACAGUUUGUUUACCCUGGACCUGCUGACAACCACUGCCCCUCCCUGCUGGGUUCUGCCACUUACAACAUGUCUCCUGCUCAUGGCAACUACUUUGCAACUGGCUACCAGUAUCAGCCCGCAUAUCUUCACUAA